AUAUUUCAUAUAUACACACAGCAUUGUAACAUCUUCCACAACUCCCUCUCUCUCUCUCUCUCUCUCAUGGCAGAAGAAACACAGCCAAAAUGGGAAGGCAAAUCCACAGUGAAGCUAAGAGGCCCAACACCAGAUGAAGUGUGGCCACUCUUGGAGGACUUUUGCAGCAUAAACAAAUGGCUUCCUGGUAUUGAUACAUCCUACCAAGUUGAGGGUGUCCACGGACAGCCCGGGCUUAUCCGGUACUGUGCAUCCACAGUAACAUCAUCAUCCGACGGUGACGAGAAGACUGUCAGCUGGUGCAAAGAGAAGUUACUGUCAAUUGAUCCGAUCAAACGGUGCUUUAGUUACGAGGUCCUGGAAAAUAACGUGGGCUUUAACUCAUAUGUUGCGACGAUGGAUGUAUUACCGAUCAACGGUGAUGAUGAACUCGGGUGCCAAAUCGAGUGGUCAUACGUGGCUGAUCCUUUGGAUGGGUGGACACAGGAAUUUUUGGAUUCUUAUAUCAAGUCCUCUCUUCAUGAGAUGGCAGAGAAAUUGGAGAAAGCUAUCCUGGCCACAGAGUAAUGAUGACGGACACACUAAUGUUGUUCAUAGGCUCUCUACUAUUAUUGACUUUUGUUGUUGCUAAAGUUUAUUUAUAUGAUAUUAAAUCUUGUGGUGUUUAUAAAUUUUGGACUUUAUUUCUAAA
Messenger RNA from Cornus florida, 691 nucleotides. RefSeq names its product lachrymatory-factor synthase-like. Lineage: Eukaryota; Viridiplantae; Streptophyta; Magnoliopsida; Cornales; Cornaceae. The transcript has a single exon. Bases 67 to 567 code for a protein of 166 amino acids. The record is from RefSeq and is a predicted model, not a curated record.